This is a messenger RNA of Lolium rigidum, 234 nucleotides long. RefSeq lists its product as uncharacterized. Lineage: Eukaryota; Viridiplantae; Streptophyta; Magnoliopsida; Poales; Poaceae. Bases 1 to 234 code for a protein of 77 amino acids. The transcript has a single exon. The record is from RefSeq and is a predicted model, not a curated record.
AUGGCGAAGGCGACCAUGCAGCUUGCGCUGCUGGCCGUGGUGCUGGUUGGCCUCGUGCUGGCGGGCCAGGACGCCGACGGGGCACGGAUCACGCCGAGUGCCGGAGUUAUCAGCUACUCCGGUCUCCCCCGCGGGAACCGCGUCAACUUCUCCGACGAGGCCGCCGCCAGACCUCCUGGAGAGGCCAACCGUUACACGCGUGGCUGCAGCAAGAUCGCCGGUUGCCGCGGCUGA